This is a messenger RNA of Protopolystoma xenopodis, 738 nucleotides long. The record is from the annotation of a GenBank genome assembly. NCBI's taxonomy places the organism in Eukaryota, Metazoa, Platyhelminthes, Monogenea, Polystomatidea, Polystomatidae.
AUGUUCAUACCAAUUGUUGCCUUGGCGCCAAGCAAUGGCUGGCCGAGGAAGAGAGUGAGGCGAAUAGAAAGGAAGCGGGAGCGAGUUGGCUGCUCAAAGCAGCGAAUGACAGAAUUGAAAAUGUUUCCACAUUUCGUCAUUUGCUCCAACAGACAGAACCCCACUUGCAUCUCUCUUUCCGUCCGUCUCUCCAUCACUCUUCCUGCUCGCUCGCUCGUGCCCAACAGUCAUACUGACUGGCGCUCAAGUAGUGUCGUGCGGAGCAUUUCCUAUUUGUGUGAAAUGCCUUUGUCUGCUGCUUCACUCUGCUCAGUUUCUGUUCUCUUGCGCUGCCCGACACACGCUACAUCCGGCCUGCUUGCAGCCUCGCUUCUCGGCCAGCACCCCUUCGCGCCGUCGGUGUCGUCUUCUCGCUGCGAAACCAGCCACCUCAACAGCCUGCCCCAGUUUGCUGUAUCAGCCGAAGAGGAGGCGACAAUGUCGUCACGAUCCGCCUUCCCGCCCAACUCCACGGCAACGCCGAUGCCUCUUCUGCCCCCGUUGCCUCCGACUGGAUUGAUUGGGCCACUUUUUGCAUUCCGUCAAAGCCUCGGUCUCAAUCACGCCCAAACCUGCCUACCCAACUUCUCCUCUUCUUCUUCCACGUCACCCUCUGCCUCUUCUUCUUCUUCUUCUUCUUCUUCUUCUUCUCCCUCCUCUUCCUCCGGUUACUUGGGUCUUCCUCUCGAGCUGGCCACC